This is a messenger RNA of Parastagonospora nodorum SN15, 666 nucleotides long. RefSeq lists its product as hypothetical. The record is from RefSeq and is a predicted model, not a curated record. The coding region runs from base 1 to 480 and encodes 159 amino acids. Gene Ontology annotation, cellular component: mitochondrion. NCBI's taxonomy places the organism in Eukaryota, Fungi, Ascomycota, Dothideomycetes, Pleosporales, Phaeosphaeriaceae. The transcript is spliced from 2 exons. Gene Ontology annotation, biological process: autophagy of mitochondrion.
AUGGCGGCUCGGACAAUAUCCAUUCUCAAGUUCGUGGGGACUGUCAGUCUCGGCAUCUCGACUGGCAUAUCCGCGACCCUCUCCACCAUCGCCCUCCCCUCCCUCCUCGCCCUCCCCACCGCCAUAAACGCCCGCACAACCUACACCUACCUCUCGACCAAGUCCCAAUACUACACCGCCUACCUGCGCCACAUCACCACCUUCACGCUCUUCUCCGCAUACCUGCUCUCACCACGCCGCUUCCGCCACCCAUAUCUGCUGUACACGUCUAUCCUAAGCUUCGUGUCUGGGCCGGGCAUUGACUAUUUCGCUGCCGAGCAGAGGAGCAUGAUGGAGUUGGAGGCCCAGGGGGAUGAGGUUAAUGGCGAGCAGGUGAGAGAGGCGGUGGAGAGGAAGAAGGUGGUAGAAAGUGGCAAGGCGGUCCUUGCGGGGGCGGCGUUUGCGAUGGGGGUUGUUGGGCUUUGGGGGGACGGCGCGUAAGAGACGGACAUGGUCCUUCGCGCCCAGUAUCAUCGGUUGCUUUGGCAUGGCGGCGGCGACUUCACGACACGGGUAUUCUCUACUUCCUACGCUCUUCGCCAAUUUGGCAUCCUGUAUGGACCGUUACCUCACUCUUCGAUUUUUGUAUACGACGAUAUCACCAAUUCAGCUUCUUUUGUUCCAACA